Molecule: messenger RNA, 807 nt
Organism: Cordyceps militaris CM01
Lineage: Eukaryota; Fungi; Ascomycota; Sordariomycetes; Hypocreales; Cordycipitaceae
Product: chitooligosaccharide deacetylase
Exons: 1
Coding region: 1-807 (268 amino acids)
Biological process (GO): carbohydrate metabolic process
Cellular component (GO): membrane
Molecular function (GO): hydrolase activity, acting on carbon-nitrogen (but not peptide) bonds
Source: RefSeq, a predicted model, not a curated record
AUGCCCCGCAUACCCUUUUUCCGGCUCCCCACCAAGCUCCGCCGGCAGGUCCGCCGCAACCGGAUGGCGACGCUCGCCAUCCUCGCCGUCCUGGGGGUGCUGCUCGUGCUGCCGCUGUGGUCGCUGUGGUGCGUGUACAAGCCGCCGCGGGUGCUGCUCGGCUACCUGCGCGCGCGGUACCCGGACGUGCUGUGGGAGGAGACGACGACGCAGCGCAUCAUGGCGCUGUCCCUCGACGACGCGCCGUCGGCGCACACGGACGAGAUCCUGGCCGUGCUGCGCGAGUUCGACGCGCGCGCCACCUUUUUCGUCAUUGGCGCGCAGGUCGCCGGCCGCGAGGACACGCUCCGCCGCGUCGUCGCCGCCGGCCACGAGCUCGCCAACCACGCCAUGCACGACGUCCCCAGCAGCCGCCUGCCGCUCGACCAGCUCGAGCGCGAGGUCCACGAGGUCCGCGAGAAGCUCGUCGCCGCGUACGCGGCUGAGGGCCGCAUCCUCGAGAACAACUACUUCCGCCCGGGAUCUGGCUUCUUCAAUACAAAGAUGCGCGACUUGCUCGGCAACCGCGGCUUCCGCAUCACCCUCGGCAGCAUAUACCCGCAUGACCCCCAGAUUCGCAGCCCGGAACGCAACGCCAAGCACAUCCUCAGCAUGGCGCACCCCGGCGCCAUCAUCAUCUGCCAUGACCGCAGGGAGUGGACCGCCCCGAUGCUGCGCAUGGUGCUGCCCGCGCUGCAGGAACAGGGGUACAAGAUUGUUACGAUUACGGAACUGGUCAAGUCGGUGGAGCCGCUCGGAGGUCGGUGA